AUGUCACGCUUGGCAUUUUCGAGUGCCGCCAUUCCGGGCGCGGCCCUUGCUGGCCGCUUCGAAGCAUUCCGCUCCUGGGAGGCUGUGGUCGCGGCAGCGGAAGCCGCAUUCAGCGGCGGCAAUCUCCAGGGCCGGCGGCUUGGCAUGCGCCUGUCCCGUGCUCUUCCCCCGAGUCACUUUUUCUUGAUGCGCCCCAUCCGCCCCCUUGCCCCCUCCCCAGCACUUUCUGAUCGUCUUUUCCUUGUGUUCAAUCGGCGGAUCGCGGUCGGGCGCUGGGCGCCCGUUGGCUUUCCGGCCCGGCGGCGCCGGCGGCGCUGCCGGUGA
Molecule: messenger RNA, 324 nt
Organism: Ostreobium quekettii
Lineage: Eukaryota; Viridiplantae; Chlorophyta; Ulvophyceae; Bryopsidales; Ostreobiaceae
Source: the annotation of a GenBank genome assembly